Castor canadensis (American beaver) is the source of this 1181-nucleotide messenger RNA. It is a transcript of the gene Htr1d, whose product is annotated as 5-hydroxytryptamine receptor 1D. The record is from RefSeq and is a predicted model, not a curated record. Gene Ontology annotation, molecular function: G protein-coupled serotonin receptor activity. Lineage: Eukaryota; Metazoa; Chordata; Mammalia; Rodentia; Castoridae. Gene Ontology annotation, biological process: regulation of locomotion; positive regulation of MAPK cascade; adenylate cyclase-activating adrenergic receptor signaling pathway. Gene Ontology annotation, cellular component: plasma membrane.
GUAUGCAGAAGUCAGUGGGAAGACAGAGCUGCCUAGCAUGUUCCCACCAAACCAGUCAGUGGAAGGCCUUCCCAUGGAGGCCUCUAACAGAUCCCUGAACACUACAGAGACCCCAGAGGCCUGGGAUCCAGGGGUCCUCCAGGCACUCAAGGUCUCCCUCACCGUGGUCCUUUCCAUGGUCACACUGGCCACUGUCCUCUCCAACGCCUUUGUGCUCACCACCAUCUUACUCACCAGAAAGCUCCACACGCCCGCCAACUAUCUCAUCGGUUCCUUGGCCACCACCGACCUCCUGGUUUCCAUCUUGGUCAUGCCCAUCAGUAUUGCAUACACCACCACCCACACCUGGACCUUUGGCCAAAUCCUGUGCGACAUCUGGGUAUCUUCUGACAUGACGUGCUGCACAGCCUCCAUCCUGCAUCUCUGUGUCAUUGCACUGGACAGGUACUGGGCCAUCACGGAUGCACUGGAGUACAGCAAACGCAGGACAGCAGGCCGUGCAGCCUCCAUGAUCGCCAUGGUCUGGGUCAUCUCCAUCUGCAUCUCCCUCCCCCCGCUCUUCUGGCGGCAGACCAAGGCCCAGGAGGAGAUAUCCGACUGUCUGGUAAACACCUCUCAGAUCUCCUACACCAUCUACUCCACCUGUGGGGCCUUCUACAUCCCAUCCGUCUUGCUCAUCAUCCUCUACGGUCGCAUCUAUGUGGUGGCCCGGAGCCGCAUCCUGAAUCCGCCCUCCCUCUAUGGGAAGCGCUUCACCACGGCCCAUCUCAUCACGGGCUCCGCAGGCUCCUCCCUCUGCUCGCUCAACCCCAGUCUCCAUGAGGGCCACUCCCACGCGGCGGGCUCGCCUCUCUUUUUCAACCACGUGAAAAUCAAGCUUGCUGAUAGUGUCCUGGAACGCAAGAGGAUUUCAGCUGCUCGGGAAAGGAAGGCCACUAAGACUCUGGGGAUCAUUCUGGGAGCCUUUAUCGUCUGCUGGCUGCCCUUCUUCGUGGCAUCCCUGGUCCUCCCCAUCUGCCGGGACUCGUGCUGGAUCCACCCCGCCCUCUUUGACUUCUUCACCUGGCUGGGCUAUUUAAACUCUCUCAUCAAUCCUAUCAUCUACACUGCGUUCAAUGAAGACUUUCGACAAGCAUUUCAGAAAGUUGUUCACUUCCGGAAAGCCUCCUAGUCUUUCUUAU